Molecule: messenger RNA, 1032 nt
Organism: Symphalangus syndactylus (siamang)
Lineage: Eukaryota; Metazoa; Chordata; Mammalia; Primates; Hylobatidae
Product: olfactory receptor 5D13
Biological process (GO): G protein-coupled receptor signaling pathway
Cellular component (GO): membrane
Molecular function (GO): G protein-coupled receptor activity; olfactory receptor activity
Source: RefSeq, a predicted model, not a curated record
AUGUGUUACCAGCUCAAUGGGCCCUUUACCUCAUCACAUGAGGAAAUUGCCUUUCACCAAACGAAUCACUCAAAUGCCUCUGUAUUUAGAUUCAAAAAAAAUCAGACUGCUGGAGUCACUUUCAUUCUCUGGGUCUUCUCAGAAUAUCCAGACCUUCAGACGCCCCUGUUCCUGGUCUUCCUGACCAUCUACACAAUCACUGUGCUGGGGAAUCUGGGCAUGAUCAUGGUCAUCAAGAUCAACCCCAAACUUCACACCCCCAUGUACUUUUUCCUCAGCCACUUGUCCUUUGUUGGUUUCUGUUAUUCCACCACAGUUACGCCAAAACUGCUGGAGAACUUGGUUGUGGAAGACAGAACCAUCUCCUUCACAGGAUGCAUCAUGCAAUUCUUCUUUGCCUGUAUAUUUGUGGUGACAGAAACAUUCAUGCUGGCAGCGAUGGCCUAUGACAGAUUCGUGGCAGUGUGUAACCCUCUGCUUUACACGGUUGCAAUGUCCCAGAGGCUUUGCUCCUUGUUAGUGGCUGCAUCAUACUCUUGGAGUUUAGUUUGUUCCUUAACAUACACAUACUUUCUGUUGACUUUAUCUUUUUGUAGGACUAACUUCAUUAAUAACUUUGUUUGUGAGCAUGUCGCCAUUGUUGCUGUGUCCUACUCUGACCCCUACAUGAGCCAGAAGGUCAUUUUAGUUUCUGCCACAUUCAAUGAAAUAAGCAGCCUGGUGAUCAUUCUCACUUCCUAUGCUUUCAUUUUUAUCACUGUCAUGAAGAUGCCUUCCACUGGGGGGCGCAAGAAAGCGUUCUCCACGUGUGCCUCCCACCUGACCGCCAUUACCAUUUUCCAUGGGACUAUCCUUUUACUCUACUGUGUUCCUAACUCCAAAAGUUCAUGGCUCAUGGUCAAGGUGGCCUCUGUCUUUUACACAGUGGUCAUUCCCAUGCUGAACCCCUUGAUCUAUAGCCUCAGGAAUAAAGAUGUAAAAGAGACAGUCAGGAAGUUAGUCAUCACCAAAUUAUUAUGUCAUAAAAUAUAA